Octopus sinensis (East Asian common octopus) is the source of this 6654-nucleotide messenger RNA. Its product is annotated as flocculation protein FLO11. The coding region runs from base 109 to 6225 and encodes 2038 amino acids. The transcript is spliced from 15 exons. The record is from RefSeq and is a predicted model, not a curated record. NCBI's taxonomy places the organism in Eukaryota, Metazoa, Mollusca, Cephalopoda, Octopoda, Octopodidae.
GUUGAGCAGACAUCAUUCGGUAAACUACCGGAUCGUAAUAGCGUCGUUAUCAAACAGCUAGGAUUUUUCUUUGGAUAUAUUUAACUCGUUUUAAUAAUCUGUCCAAAAAUGACUACUGUAACGCAGAAAAAGACGGAGAUUACCACCUCUAGUACAAGCUAUGAAGAUGGUAAAUCACACCCUAGGAGCGGAGGAUAUAUGUACACGAGUAAAAUUGUCCCUCGAGGGUCUGUCACCACUCGCACUUCGAGGUCCAGCGGUAAUGUUAGCAGUGGGUUAUUUCAUUCUUACGAUUUCAGCGCAGCAAUGCCUGUAUCUGGAGCUUUCAAUCUUACCUCGACCAGUGUCCAUAAUGUUAAAGCAAACAGGGAGAGAGAGAAGCAAGACCUGCGGGACUUGAAUGAAAGGUUUGCUAACUACAUUGAAAAGGUCCGAUUUUUGGAGGCGCAGAACAAGAAAUUAGCCGGUGAGCUGGAAGAGCUUAAAUCAAAAUGGGGUAAAGAAACAUCUGCAAUUAAGGAGAUGUACGAAACCGAACUAGAAGAGGCUCGGAAGCUGAUUGAUGCGACCAACAAAGAAAAAGUUACCUUGGACGUUCGAGUUACAGAACUGAUCGAUCAACUUGAAAGACAGCAAAAAGAACUGGAAGAAUUGCGUUCAUUCCACCAAAGUGACCAAGAACAGAUUGCUAGGCAGAACCAACAACUUGCUGAUUUAGAGGGCGAGAUCAGUAUGUUGCGUAGAUCUAUCGAAUCUCUCGAAAAGGAGAAGAUGAGGCAAUCAAGUAUCCUUACUAGGAUGAACGACGAAAUGGAGAAACUCCGAAUGGAUUUGAAUAACGAAACCAUCAACCACUUAGACGCUGAAAAUAGAAGACAAACACUUGAAGAAGAGCUUGAAUUCCAGAAAGACUUGCAUGCACAGGAGCUUAAAGAAUUGGCAGCUCUCGCAUACCGAGAUACAACCGCUGAAAACCGUGAAUUCUGGAGGAACGAACUCUCUCAAGCUAUUCGUGACAUUCAACAAGAAUAUGAUGCCAAAUGUGAUCAAAUGCGUGGAGAUAUGGAAGCAUAUUACAAUCUCAAAGUUCAAGAAUUCCGUACCGGUGCUACCAAACAAAAUAUGGAAGUUACUCGCAACAAAGAAGAAAAUGUAAAACUGAAAAGCAAUAUGAACGAAGUUCGUAACAGACUUACUGACUUAGAAGCAAGGAAUGCUCAAAUGGAAAGAACAAAUCAAGACUUGAUGCGAGAAUUAGAAGAAAAAGAUAGGCAAAACGAAUUGGAAAGUUCUCAAUACAAAGAAGAAAUUACCAAAUUACGUGGAGAAAUGGAAAGCAUUUUGAAAGAACUGCAAGAUUUGAUGGAUAUCAAACUAUCACUUGAAUUAGAAAUUGCUGCAUACAGGAAGUUGUUGGAAGGAGAAGAGACCAGGAUCGAGUUAGUACAGCCUCCAAUGACUUACCGAAGCCGAGAACCCUACACACCAGACUUGAUUAAAAGAGAAGUUCGAACGACGAGCCAUAGUGCAAGAGCAAUGCAAAGAAAAGCGAUCUCACCAGAGAAAAUCGUAAUGGAGCAUAGUUCUCUAACAGAAAGCUACCACCAGACUGGAGAAGAAGCAGAUGAUGAAGGGAAAGACAGUGAUUCCGACACACACACAGAAGCUGAGGCCGAAGAAACUAAAGCUGAUUCAGAUGCUGAUACCGGAACAGGUCUAGAUGAAGUGAAAGAAGAGUUCAUAUUAAAAACAGACUACAGAGACGUGACAGCUGAGAAAACUCAAUCGCCUGAUGAAGACGUCGAAAACGUAGCUUCGGAAGCUGAAGAGGAUAUCAUCACUGUAGAGACAGUUCGAACAGUAAAAUCUGUGAAAACAGUCGUAACGACUAGUGAAGAAUCAGAAAAAGCAGAAUCAGAGAGAACAGAAUCUGUUCAAGCAGAAUCAGAGAAGGCAGAAUCGGAAAAAGCCGAGUCUGAGAAAGCUGAAUCGGAAAAAGCCGAGUCUGAAAAAGCUGAAUCGGAAAAAGCCGAGUCUGAGAAAGCUGAAUCGGAAAAAGCCGAGUCUGAGAAAGCUGAAUCGGAGAAAGCCAAGUCUGAAAAAGCUGAAUCGGAGAAAGCCGAGUCUGAGAAAGCUGAAUCGGAAAAAGCCGAGUCUGAAAAAGCUGAAUCGGAAAAAGCCGAGUCUGAAAAAGCUGAAUCGGAAAAAGCCGAGUCUGAAAAAGCUGAGUCGGAAAGGGCCGAAUCUGAAAAAGCAACAACUCCAGCUGAAUCUGAAAAAGCCGAAUCCGAAAGGGCCGAAUCUGAAAAGGCUUCAACACCAUCAGAACACGAAAAGUCAGUCGCUGACGGUCUUGAUAAAUCUGAAACAUUGAAAGCAGCAUCUGAAAAAUGUGUUUCACCAGCAGAGGAUGAGGUCAGCGAUAACGCUGAAUCAGAGAAAUCUGUAAAAUCUGCCGGGUCCCCAGAAAAAGAAAAACCAUUGAAGUCAAGUAAAUCACCUACAGGAUCUGAAGCAUCUGUUGCUGAAUCUCUCUCGCCUUCGAAAACAGAAUCUAAAAAGGUAACUUCCCCAAUUUUAUCUGAACAUGCAAAGUCACCCAUCCCUGCAGAUGAUGCACGCACUCCUACCGCUAAAUCUCCCGUAGUAUCUGAAGCACCUAAAUCCCCAACUAUUUCUGUUAAAUCUGAAUCUGAAAAGUCUGAACCAGUUACAUCUCCCCAUAAAUCAGAAUCACCUAAAUCCGAAAAGUCACCCGUGCUAUCUGAAAAACCUAAAUCACCUAGCUCAGAAAAAGUAGAAACAGAAAAAUCUACAGCUGAAACAACAGAAAGUAGUGUAUCGCCAAAAUCUCCUGUAUCAUCAGAGAAAGCAGAUUCAGUGAAAUCUAGUAAAGCUCACUCGCCUUCGCCUUCCGAAAAAGCAGAAUCUGAAAAGUCCAAAUCUCCUGUGACAUCAGAACCUGCAAAGUCACCCAAAUCCCCAGUCCACUCGGAAAAAGCGGAAUCUGAAAAGUCAAAAUCUCCUGUGACAUCAGAACCUGAAACGUCCCCGAAGUCCCCCGUGCCCUCAGAAAAAGCAGAAUCUGAAAAAUCAAAAUCACCUGUCACAUCAGAGCCUGCGAAAUCCCCAGUACCCUCAGAAAAAGCAGAAUCUGAAAAGUCAAAAUCCCCUGUCACAUCAGAACCUGCAAAAUCCCCUGUUCUAUCGGAAAAGGCAGAAUCUGAAAAGGCAAAAUCCCCUGUCACAUCAGAACCUGCAAAAUCUCCAGUACCCUCAGAAAAGGCAGAGUCCGAGAAAUCAAAAUCUCCUGUGACAUCAGAACCUGCGAAAUCCCCAGUACCCUCAGAAAAAGCAGAAUCUGAAAAGUCAAAAUCCCCUGUCACAUCAGAACCUGCGAAAUCCCCUGUGCCCUCAGAAAAAGCAGAAUCUGAAAAGUCAAAAUCUCCUGUCACAUCAGAACCUGCGAAAUCCCCUGUUCCCUCAGAAAAAGCAGAAUCUGAAAAGUCAAAAUCUCCUGUCACAUCAGAACCUGCGAAAUCCCCUGUGCCCUCAGAAAAAGCAGAAUCUGAAAAGUCAAAAUCUCCUGUGACAUCAGAACCUGCGAAAUCCCCUGUUCCCUCAGAAAAAGCAGAAUCUGAAAAGUCAAAAUCACCUGUCACAUCAGAACCUGCAAAAUCCCCUGUUCCCUCAGAAAAAGCAGAAUCUGAAAAGUCAAAAUCACCUAUGACCUCAGAACCUGCGAAAUCCCCUGUACCCUCAGAAAAAGCAGAAUCUGAAAAGUCAAAAUCUCCUGUGACAUCAGAACCUGCGAAAUCCCCUGUUCCCUCAGAAAAAGCAGAAUCUGAAAAGUCAAAAUCUCCUGUGACAUCAGAACCUGCAAAAUCCCCUGUUCCCUCAGAAAAAGCAGAAUCUGAAAAGUCCCAAUCUCCUGUCACAUCAGAACCUGCAAAAUCCCCUGUUCCCUCAGAAAAAGCAGAAUCUGUGAAAUCAAAAUCUCCUGUCACAUCAGAACCUGCAACAACCCCAGUACCCUCAGAAAAAGCAGAAUCUGAAAAGUCAAAAUCUCCUGUGACAUCAGAACCUGCGAAAUCCCCUGUACCCUCAGAAAAAGCAGAAUCUGUGAAAUCAAAAUCACCUGUCACAUCAGAACCUGCGAAAUCCCCUGUACCCUCAGAAAAAGCAGAAUCUGUGAAAUCAAAAUCUCCUGUCACAUCAGAACCUGCAAAAUCCCCUGUACCCUCAGAAAAAGCAGAAUCUGAAAAGUCAAAAUCCCCUGUCACAUCAGAACCUUCAAAAUCUCCUGUGACAUCAGAACCUGCAAAAUCACCUGUCACAUCAGAACCUGCGAAAUCCCCUGUACCCUCAGAAAAAGCAGAAUCUGAAAAGUCCCAAUCUCCUGUGACAUCAGAGCCUGCAAAAUCCCCUGUACCCUCAGAAAAAGCAGAAUCUGAAAAGUCAAAAUCUCCUGUCACAUCAGAACCUGCGAAAUCCCCUGUACCCUCAGAAAAAGCAGAAUCUGAAAAGUCAAAAUCUCCUGUCACAUCAGAACCUGCAAAAUCCCCUGUUCCCUCAGAAAAAGCAGAAUCUGAAAAGUCAAAAUCUCCUGUCACAUCAGAGCCUGCAAAAUCCCCUGUCCCCUCAGAAAAAGCAGAAUCUGAGAAAGCAAAAUCUCCUGUGACAUCAGAACCUGCAAAAUCCCCUGUCCCCUCAGAAAAAGCAGAAUCUGAAAAGUCACAAUCUCCUGUGACAUCAGAACCUGCGAAAUCCCCUGUAACUUUAGAAAAAGCAGAAUCUGAAAAGUCAAAAUCUCCUGUCACAUCAGAACCUGCAAAAUCCCCAGUGCCCUCAGAAAAAGCAGAAUCUGAAAAGUCAAAAUCUCCUGUCACAUCAGAACCUGCAAAAUCCCCAGUGCCCUCAGAAAAAGCAGAAUCUGAAAAGUCAAAAUCUCCUGUCACAUCAGAACCUGCAAAAUCCCCUGUUUCCUCAGAAAAAGCAGAAUCUGUGAAAUCAAAAUCUCCUGUGACAUCAGAACCUGCGAAAUCUCCUGUUCCCUCAGAAAAAGCAGAAUCUGAAAAGGCAAAAUCACCUGUCACAUCAGAACCUGCAAAAUCCCCAGUACCCUCAGAAAAAGCAGAAUCUGAAAAGUCAAAAUCCCCUGUCACAUCAGAACCUGCGAAAUCCCCAGUACCCUCAGAAAAAGCAGAAUCUGUGAAAUCAAAAUCUCCUGUGACAUCAGAACCUGCAAAAUCCCCUGUACCCUCAGAAAAAGCAGAAUCUGAGAAGUCAAAAUCUCCUGUCACAUCAGAACCUGCGAAAUCCCCUGUACCCUCAGAAAAAGCAGAAUCUGAAAAGUCAAAAUCUCCUGUGACAUCAGAACCUGCAAAAUCCCCUGUUCCCUCAGAAAAAGCAGAAUCUGAAAAGUCAAAAUCUCCUGUGACAUCAGAACCUGCAAAAUCCCCUGUACCCUCAGAAAAAGCAGAAUCUGAAAAGUCAAAAUCUCCUGUCACCUCAGAACCUGCAAAAUCCCCACAAUCCCCCGUACCCUCUGAAAAAGCAGAAUCUGUUAAGUCAAAAUCUCCAGUUCAGUCACCAGCCGCAAAAUCGCCUUCAUCACAUGUGCCCUCAGAAAAAGCAGAAUCUGAGAAGUCAAAAACCUCAGUCUCUUCAAAAUCUUCUAAAUCCCUCAAAACCUCUUCACACACACUGGAGACAGAGUCAAUGCAAUCGAAACAAAGGCUUUCGCCUGAACCUUCUGAAAAGUCAGAAUCUGAAACCCUUAAAUCAUCUGUGAUAGCUACGUCUCCCCACUCCCCUGUUAAAUCUGACUCAGAACAUUUGUCUCCUGUAUUGUCUGGACAAUGUAUAACCGAUAAAUCGGAUCGAUCUCUUUCACCUGUGGCCUCUGAAAAACACAAAUCUUCAAUUACUUCUGAAUCUUUAAAGUCCUCUGUGAUAUAUGAGAAAACCAAGUCUGUACCAACUGCACCCUCUGACUCAGUGUUACCCACUUCUCCCUCAGAAAAAGCUAAAUCCACUGUGAUAACCAAACCUGCUAAAUCACCUUCUAGCCCUGAAAAAGUUAUAUCGGAUAAAAAACAGUCAUCUAAGAAAGCAACAUCACCUAUUCAAUCUGAGGAUGCAGACUAUCUGAAGGACAAGUCCUUUGUAAAAUCUGAACCAGUUAUCUCCCCAAACAUUUUGGAAAAUUCGCAAAAGGCGUAACUUCUACGACCACUCAAGAACGUCGGACAAUGAGUGAAGAAAAAAAAGUCAGCUCGACCAAGGAAUAGGGAAAAUCAACACAAAAGAAAAACAAAUACAACAAAAAAGACUGAUAACAUAGAUUUUUCAUAUGAACAGUUUUUACAGUAGCAACAACAAUUUUUUUACAAAAUGUGAAGAAAACAUGAACAUUACACAAAAAAUAUUGGCAUUGUUAUUUACCGCCAUUGCUGAUCUUAUAUUUGUCUAGUAAAACAAAUUGUUCAAUGUGUAUCGCUUUUUUGCUGGAAUCGUAAAAAAAUGUGCAUGUAACCUUAUCAAUCAGGCACAUUUGUGGUCUUAUCUAAUGAACUUAUAACAAGCAUAUGCAUUUGUCUGUAUUAUAUAUAUAUGCCAUUAAAUAUAUAUAGGCAACUAGUUAAUAUAUUU